Molecule: messenger RNA, 11948 nt
Organism: Haliotis rubra (blacklip abalone)
Lineage: Eukaryota; Metazoa; Mollusca; Gastropoda; Lepetellida; Haliotidae
Exons: 2
Coding region: 202-7773 (2523 amino acids)
Source: RefSeq, a predicted model, not a curated record
AGACCAACACUAUCAACAUACCCAAAGCACCUGAGCGUCCAGUAUCCAUUGAGGAUCCAGUUAAGGGCAUCAUUAUCCAGAACAAUCGCAAUAAGAUGCAGCUUCUGGCUAAGACAGUGAACAUUACUUCCCCGGUACAAUGGACAACAGCAGAAGCCGACAUCAGCUCCUGCAGAAGAUCCUGAACUUGCAGCUCUCCCUAUGCAUAAACGAAUCCAGGAGAGAGAAGCUCAGAAGGCCAAAAAUAAACUUUCUGAGCCUAAAGCGGAACCUGUGACUGAUUCCAUAUCCGUUGUGAGGAGACAUGAUGUGUCCCGUGUGUAUACAGAACUGAUUCAGAAAACUGCUAAGCAUACCAGUCAUAAUAAAUACAGUCAGGGGAAAACGCCUCCUGCAAACAUUUCACCCAAAGUUGUGCACAUCUCUUUGGAUGACUUUAAAAGGUUGCAGUCUCAGAAGGCCAAAGUGAUAGUUGUUCCUUCCGGGGAGAAGAACAAGGCUGGUACAGUGAUACACCUCAGCACUGGUGGGAUCAGGACGUCAUCCAGCUCGCCAAAUGCUAAGUCCUAUAUUGAAAACAACAAAGAAGAGCAGAAGGCAUCGCCAGCUCAGGGUGUGGUGCCCACGAAAGAUGUGAAAGUCCUGGAACAUUCCUCUGAUAAGAUCACAGUUCUGAAGACCAGUCCUGUUGCAGAAACCCCUGAGAAAACGGAAAUGGAAGAGAAGAUUGAUGAAACUCCAGAUAGUGAUCAGGUAUCAGAACCUCCCCACAAAACAGUUGAAACUCCAAAGACAAUCAUGAAGACACCAAAGAAAACCGUGUUUCGCAAAAAGGUAGAUGAGGAAGAAGAUGCAGUAAAGGAAGAAGAUGAAGAUUCUGAAUGUCCUGUUCCCAAAAAGAAAAGGAAGUCUGUGUCUUGGUCACAGAACCUCACAACAGAAUCUCCAUAUGUUCCCUUGCCACAAGAAGCACAGACUCCAAGCCCAGCACGGUCUACCUGCUUGUAUAAGGAUGGCAUUCAUCGUCGAGUACCAAGGAUGCAUAAGAAAGUCGAGGAAACGGUGGUUUCCAAAGAUGAAGAAAUUGGAUCUGAGAAAACUGUCAUCAAUGGAAUGAUAGUGUCAAAAAGUGCUUUGCAGUCUGCACCUGUUGUCAAGACAUACAGUAAACAAGAACCAGAGAGAAAGCGAAGUUAUGAGUCUGACUUUUUCGUCGAGGAUGGUCCCCCAGAGAAUCGGGAACCAUCACCUCCAAAACUUACAAAGAUUGAACAGAGUGAUUGCGCUGUUAUUGAUCAUUCUGAAGAUGCUCCACCUGAUAUCUUUUCUGAUCCUGAAAUUGAAACCGUUUCAAGUGGCACUGAUUUGACCAGUACCCCAAAACCUAGUACCUGUUUGUAUACAUACACCAAGGAAAAGAAGAAGAAACUCUUUCCAAAGGAAAAGGAGACAAGUGAUGAGUCAACAUGUGCUAAGGUUGUACGGAGAACAAAGCGAUCUCCCCACACUGUUAGAACAACUCGAAGAGGUAGGGUGUCAACUCCAGUACGUGAUGACAUCGUUGACAUCGUUGCAGAAAUUCCUGAAGUGAAUGAGACAAGGAGGCGAGGGAGACCCUCAUCUUCUCUUGUGUGUUUUGCUGUACAAAAGAAAGAUGAUAUUGAUACAGAAAAGAAAGUCAAAUUUACGAAGGUCUAUCAAAGGAACAAGGAGAAGGAUCCAGCAGAGAUGGACAGUGAUCAGUGUGAUAUGCAAGAGCCAGUGUUGGACUUGGUGUCAGAGGCCAACGUGGAAGACUUUGAGGAGGCAGUUAGCGAUGAUGUCGAGAUGGUGGACAUGGGGACUGUGGCACCUGCUGUUGAUGAUGUCUCCAGAAAGGAUACAGCUGCUACAGAGGAACAUGGUCAACCAGGAGAGGGUGUUGGAGAGGCUGCUUCUGGAGAUAAGAAUUUAGAAAAAGAAGGUGUAGAAACUUUAGAAGAAGAACCUGAAACAGUACAAGAUGAACAAGCAGAAAAACAGGCAGAAAAAGAAGAGGAGGAGCAAAAGAGAGAAGAGCAAAAAGAAGAGGAAGAGGGAAAAGAAGAAGAAAAGGAGGAAAAAGAAGAGGAGAUGCAGUCUGAAGAAGAAGAUGAAGUUAUCCAGUUAGAGGAAACUGCAUGUAGUGGCACCCAGACAGUUCAAUUUGCAGAAGUUGAUGGAAAAGUUGUUCCUGUUGAGGAGGUUAAGGAGGAAAAGGAAGAAAUAUUGAUUGAUGAGACGGAGGGUGAAAAGGAGGACCAGACGAAGGAAGAAUCAUCUCAGUUAGGUCAAGGGCUUGGUAAAGUAUGUCAGACAGAGGAUGUAGGUCCUGAUACUGCUGAAAUUCAGCAGCAGGAAUGUGAAGUUGUCCUGGAAGAGGCAGAGGUUAAGCCGCCAGAGCAGCAAGAUGUUGAACAUGAAGUUGAAUCACAGCAACAAGAUGCUGAUGCUGAAGUUGAGUGUGUGGUUGAGCUAGGGCAGGAUGCUGCUGAAAUUCAAGAUGAGCCCGAGAUGCAAGAAGCUGAGGUUGAAUUAAAAAAUCAAGUUGAAGUUGAGCAUGAGAUGAAGCCAGAGAAGCAAGGUGCUGAAGUUGACCAUGAGGUUAAGUCUGGGAAGCAAGAUGCUGAAGUUGAACUUGUAGUUGAGCUAGAGCAGCAAGAUGCUGAAGUUGACCAUGAGGUUGAGCCUGGGAAGCAAGAUGCUGAAGUUGAACUUGUAGUUGAGCUAGAGCAGCAAGAUGCUGAAGUUGAACAUGAGGUUGAGCCUGGGAAGCAAGAUGCUGGAGUUGAACUUGUAGUUGAGCUAGAGCAGCAAGAUGCUGAAGUUGAACAUGAGGUUAAGUCUGGGAAGCAAGAUGCUGAAGUUGAACUUGUAGUUGAGCUAGAGCAGCAAGAUGCUGAAGUUGAACAUGAGGUUAAGUCUGGGAAGCAAGAUGCUGAAGUUGAACUUGUAGUUGAGCUAGAGCAGCAAGAUGCUGAAGUUGAACAUGAGGUUAAGUCUGGGAAGCAAGAUGCUGAAGUUGAACUUGUAGUUGAGCCAAAGCAGCAAGACGCAGAAGUUGAGCAUCAGGUUGAAUUACAGAAUCAAGUUGCUGAAGUUGAAGUUGAUGUUGAAUCAAAACAACAGGUUCCUGGAGUUGAACAUGACAUUGAAUUACAGCAGCAGGUUGCUGAAGUUGAACUUGAGGUGCAGCCAGAACAGCAAGAUGAUAAAGUUGGAGAUGAAGUUGAAUCAGAUCUUAGAGAUGCUGAUGUGCAUAUGAACCAGAAACAUGCUGAUCAGCCAGAUGUGGCUGAAGCUGAAAGUAAUAAGGACAGUGAGUCAAAAGUUGAUGAAUCUCAUUUGGCUGAAGAGGAACCAAUGGAACAGGAAGAUGCUGAAGUAGAAGAGCAAGUAAAAUCAGAACAAAAAUAUACUGAAGUUGAAAAUGGUGUAAAAUUAGAUGUUGAAGAUGUCAAAGUGGGAAACUAUCUAGAAAUGUCUGAAGUUCAAACAGAUGAAGUCUGUAUGGCCAAGGAUGCAGCAAGGGACAAGCCAGAAUCUGCAGAGAGAAGACUGUCAGAUGAACUGAACUCUGAAAGACAGGAACUUAAUACAACUGGAGUGGUAAAGAUGGGUCAAACAGAAAGUCUGCAAACCUAUGUUGACACACAGGUGAAGGCUACAUCAUCAAUUCAACUUGAUAACAAGAGCUCUGGCUCAAAUGUAAAGACAGCUGCAUCAACAACUGAUGAGUCUUCUAACUUACAUGCCAAAACAGAUUCAUCAAAAGAUAGCAGGCCAUCUGACUCUGAUGCUAAAAUGUCUCCAUCAAGUGAUUCCAAGUCAUGUAAUUUCGAGGUUAAGACACCUUCAUCAAGUGAAAGAAAGUCUUCCGAAUCUGAUGUUAAGACACCUUCAUCAAGUGACAGGAAGUCGUCUGACUCUGAUGUUAAGACACCUUCAUCAAGUGAAAGAAAGUCCUCUGACUCUGAUGUUAAGACACCUUCAUCAAGUGACAGGAAGUCGUCUGACUCAGAUGUUAAAAUGUCUCCAUCAGGUGAUAGGAAGUCCACCGACUCUGAUAUUAAGACACCUUCAUCAAGUGAAAGAAAGUCCUCCGAAUCUGAUGUUAAGACACCUUCAUCAAGUGACAGGAAGUCGUCUGACUCAGAUGUUAAAAUGUCUCCAUCAGGUGAUAGGAAGUCCUCCGACUCUGAUAUUAAGACACCUUCAUCAAGUGAAAGAAAGUCCUCCAACACACAUUCUAAAACAUCUUCAUCAAGUGACAGGAGGUCCUCUGAUUCACACUCUAGGACAAGUUCUUCUUGUGACAGGAGGUCCCACGACUCACACUACAAGUCAAGCUCAUCAAGAGACAGGAGGUCCUCCGAUUCACAUGCCAAGUCAAGCUCAUCAAGCGAUAGGAGGUCGUCUGGCUCACAUAGCAGGUCCUCUUCAUCAAGAGAUAGCAAGUCCUCUCAUUCACAUCACAAGUCAUCUUCAUCAAGAGAUAGCAAGUCCUCUGACUCGGAUGCAAAGUCAUCUUCAUCAAGAGAUAGCAAAUCCUCUGACUCGCAUUACAAGUCAAGCUCAUCAAGAGAUAGAAAAUCCUCUGAUUCACAUAGCAAGUCAAGCUCUUCAAGAGAUAGGAGGUCCUCGGACUCACAUAGCAGAUCAUCUUCAUCUAGAGAUGGGAGAUCCUCGGACUCACAUAGUAGAUCCUCCUCAUCAAGAGAUGGGAGGUCCUCGCACUCACAUAGCAGAUCAUCUUCAUCAAGAGAUGGGAGGUCCUCUGACUCACAUAGCAGAUCAUCUUCAUCAAGAGAUGGGAGGUCCUCGGACUCACGUAACCGGUCUCCUUCAUCAAGAGAUAGCAAGUCCUCAGAUUCAUAUAGCAAGUCAACUUUAUUGAGUGCCAGCAAGUCCUUGGAAUCACAACAGACAACUCCAUCAAAUGAUAUCAAAUCCACAGACUCUAAUGUCAAGACAGCUUUACUCAAGGAAGGCCAAAGUGUAGAGGAUUGCCAAACAGUUCCAAACCAAGAUGUUGUAGUAGCGACUGAAGCCAAGGUAGAGAAACAUCCUGUACAAGUGCAAACAACUGUUGUUGGAUCAUCCAAGGAACCAAAAGUGCCUCAAAGUGAACAAGUUACAGGGACUGAAACUGAGAAGAGGGGUGAAAGGAAUUUGGAAGAGAAAGUGGCAACAGAAACAAGUGUUGAAGGUGAUGUUGAAAUGAGUGUGGUUGAAGUAGCUCAAGUUAAAAUUCAUAAGGUUGAGCAGGAGGAAGUUGCAGUUAGUCAGAGUGAGGUGACUGAAGUUGAAAUGGAACAAGAUGAUGUGAAUGCUGUUGAACGACAAGAGGCUGAUGUUGCUAAAGUUGAAAUGGAUCAGGCUGAAGUGGACAUGGAUGUAACUGAAGGGGAAACUGAAAAAGGAAAUGAAAUAGCAGAUGCAAAUGUGGGGGUUGUAACUGGUGCUGAAACAAAUGAGGUAAAUGUAUCUGAAACUCAUCAGUUGAAAAUCAGUGAAGAAAAUGCAUGUAAGACUGAAGCUGUUCAUACAGAAGUAGCCGAAGCUGUUCACACGGAAGUAGCCGAAGCUGUUCACACAGAAGUAGCUGAAGCUGUUCACACGGAAGUAGCCGAAGCUGUUCACACAGAAGUAGCUGAAGCUGUCCACACAGAAGUAGCUGAAGCUGUUCACAUGGAAGUAGCCGAAGCUGUUCACACGGAUGUAACUGAAGCUGUUCACAUAAAAGUAGCUGAAGCUGUUCACACAGAAGUAGCUGAAGCUGUUCACACGGAAGUAGCUGAAGCUGUUGACACGGAAGUAGCUGAAGCUGUUCACACAGAAGUAGCUGAAGCUGUUCACACGGAUGUAACUGAAGCUGUUCACACGGAAGUGGCCAAAGCUGUUCACACGGAUGUAACUGAAGCUGUUCACACAGAAGUAGCUGAAGCUGUUCACACAGAAUUAGCUGAAGCUGUUCACUCAGAAGUAGCCGAAGCUGCUCACACAGAAGUAGCCAAAGCUGUUCACACGGAAGUAGCCGAAGCUGUUCACACAGAAGUAGCCGAAGCUGUUCACACAGAAGUAGCCAAAGCUGUUCACACAGUAGCCGAAGGUGUAUACACAGAAGUAGCCGAAGGUGUUCGCACGGAAGUAGCUGAAGCUGAUGGACUGAAAGGUGGAGCAGAUCAGUCAAGCAAUAUAACAAACACAAGGAAAGACAAUGUUGAAACUGAAGCCUCAGAAGAUAAACUCAGAAAGUCUAGUGUUAAUGAAGUUGAUACAAAAACAUUAUCUGCGGCUGAAAGUGAAACUGAGGAAACAGAUGUGGAAGUUCAGAUUGCAAGAGAGACAAUUGCUGACACCAUAACACCAGAAGUUGUUGAAGAUAAAUUGGACAAACCCUUUGUUCCAAAAGUUGAAACAAAUCAGAUUGAAGUGGAAUAUGUUGAAACUGAUGUUGUGGAAACAAUUGAAUGUGACGGGGAAACACCAGUCGCAGAAAAUGUUAGUGAACCAGUUGAGGUGGUGUCUAUGGAGGUUGAGGAAGAGUGUGUUGAGAGUGGUGAUGCUGUGUGUGGUGAGUCUGAAGAAUUCCGGAGUGAGGACAUACAGGUUGUAGGAGAGGGAUCAGAAGAAGUUGUUGAGGAGGUUGUUGAGGAGGUAGUGCUGGUAGUUGCUGACGGAGAUUAUGUUGAAACAAGAACUGAAUGUUCUGCAGACAAUGCACCUGCAGUAGGUGUCAGUGUUUCCAAGGAACCAAUAAAUUCCAUGGAAACAGAUGUGAUGGACGUAGGUUCCUGUAACACAGUGACUGAGACCAAAACACAUCCAACCACUAUGUUGGAAACAGUGGGGCAACCCGCUGCUCAAGAUGCAAAGACAAGUGAUGAAAUAAUUCCAAUGGAUACUGACUGUGAUGAAGACCCUGAGAGUAAGGAUCAGGAAAUUAGUGUUCAGAUUAUUGAUGACAGUGUUAGUGCUGACGAAACUGGAAAUUGUGAUACUGUGAACAUAGGCCCAACUGUUAGUGAUUCUAAAUCAAGAGACAGUUCAGAAAUGGUGGAGGAAGUUGUUGAGGAACCCAAAUCUGAUGACCCUCCAGAACUGGACUGUAGUGGUCCUCCAGUGUUGGAAAGAAUAUCCCCCAUAGACUAUAAAGAAAGAUCUGCUUCCCCUGAUAGAUUCCCUGCUGAGGGAUGUCAAACAGGAGCUAACCAAAUGAUUUCCCACCAUACAGUACAUAACAGGUCGGUGAAUGGGACAGAGUCGGACAGCAAGACAUGCUCAGAAUCAGACUCAAAGGAAUUACCUGUGCUUAGUGAGCAACAAAAAGACGAUUCAGGGGAUUUUAAAUCGCCAUCCAGUGAUCCAGUUAAAAAGUCCUGCAAGUCCCCAGUGUUCAGUACACCAAGUGAACUCCCAGUUUUACAAAAGCACAGCCCAACCAAACUUUCACACACAAAGAGCAGUUCGGGUAAGAGUUCGCCUGAAAAUUCUUCUCCUAAAAGGUCUCCAACUUCCUCACCUCCUAAACAGGGUGUUGAUAGAAAUGUAUUCAGUGAGUUUGCCUCCAAUGUGAAUUCCUCCGAUUCCAAAACCAGUCCAACAUCGUCACCCAGCAAAGGCUCACCAAAUAGGCCUAAUCUGCCAAUAGGAUUUGCAGCAUCUCUCAGCAAAUUAAAAGAUAUCGGGACCUUUAAAUUGUCAUCAAAAUCAAAGACAUCAGACGGUUCAUCAUCGGAGGGCAGCAGCUGAAAGACAAACCUCCAUCUUUAGUCACAGAUGAAGAAGCUCUGCAUCUUUUGUAAUAGUCACACCUGAUUGGGCAGCAUGCACAUUUGGAAUCAUUUCAUUGGACAACAGACAGCAGUGGGGGCUCACAUCUUUGUCAUGAUUGACAGCAUCUUCUGAGUGCAUUCAUCAACUGUGGCAUGAAAACUGAUUGUACAUAAUUUCAUUUUAGUGCAUCUGAGAUACUGAAUGAGAAAGACUUUGUGAUAGGACUUGUGGUGUUUGACUACAAGAACCAUUUUACGUUCAUUAGCAUCUGUCAGGUUUUAUUAUGUUCAUAUUUACCAGCGAGACUCACUUUCAUACAUCAAUAUCAGGCAUGAAGAUGUUCUUCGGGACUGAUGCCAUAAUUCUACAGAAGUCCCUGUAAUUGUUGUGGUUGUUUUUGGUUUUUUGUAAAUAAUCCCAAAUUCAUCCAAAGAGAGUGUAUUUUGAUAAACUGCUGUAGCAAUCUCCUGUCUCUUCUUAUUUUGAACCAGCAAACAAUUCUGGAUUGUCCCUCAUAAUGUUCAAACCUCAGAUAUUAUCAGGGAGCUGAUAUUGUCCAGUAGCUGCAAUUUGCUGUGCAGAGUUGCAUCCCUUUAGCUUGAUAGGAACCUAUGAUUAGACAUGUAUCACUGAAGGAUUUUUCUCACAUCAAGCUAACAAGCCUUGACAAAACUGAAAUACAAGCUGGUCAUUUGAUGUAAUACAAGUACUCCUUGUACAAAUCUAGAACUUGAAGCUUACAUUUCAACUGAUAUAGUCACCAGGUACAGUAUACAAUGUAAGAUGUUAUUUAUGACGAAGAAUCAGCUCUGUGAUUUGAUAAAAAAUGAUGCAAUUUCAUGUCAGGAUUCAUAAGUUGGACUGAGACAGUAUCUUGGUAGAUAAUUCAAACUAUGUCAUCAUUAAAUGUUGAAUGUAUUUAGGAUGUGAUGUUGGGACUUUAUGUAAUGCAAGUAUACAGUAUCAGGCUUCCUCUAGUGACACACAUACUUGGAUUCACAGUGUAACUUGGAAUGUACGAAGCUUGUGUCAGUGUGCACAGUAGGUGGAGCAAAUUGUAAAUGUCAGUUAUUUUUCACAUAAUUUGUGAAUUGACCAUGUUUGCCGUCCUGAAGUGUUGUAUAAACAUAUGACAUGAAAUGUUAUCGUUGUUUCGAAUGUGUUGCUGUUCCGUUAUGAUGGUGUAUCCAGUUAGCAGAUCAUUUUGUUUGGUUUUCGUUAAAGAGGUGGGGUUUGCAGUUCCUUGGGCACUGUAACUAUCGCCAUAAGUAUUAAAAUUGACUAUUUAUCUUUAUGCAUGCAUACCCCAAAUUAUUGUAUUUAAAUACUAAUAACAGGGCUUUUGCAGCUGUCCUCCAAGUUAAUUUUGUAAGCAUUAAUAUCUGUUAGGCCACAAGAAAUUAAUUUUCAGAUUUUCAUCCUAUUGCCUUAACCCCAAACAUUCACCUCCAUUCAGAUGAGGAAAAUCACUACCUGUGUUCACUUCUUUCAUUACUUGAUCAACCUUCCAUUCUGGGUUCAAAUCCUGGUUUCCCAGGAUUGUGUUUCGAGGUUUGUUGGGUUCAGUUAAGUGGUUAACAUCUAAGACCUGCAUCUCUUCAGGGGCAGUGGGGUAGCCUAGUGGUUAAAGCAUUCGCUUGUCAAUCGGAAGCCCUAGGUUCGAUUCCAAGGUUCGGUACAAUGUGAGAAGCCCAUUCCUGGUGUCCCACGCCGUGAUAUUGCUGGAACAUUGCUAAAGUGGCAUAAAACCCAACUCACUCACUCACUCAGGCUUUUCCCUGACAUCAAGCUGUUACACAGUGAAACAAAUUGAAUAUUGUCCAAAGCUGAUGUAAACGGAACCCACUUCGUUGAUUGAUGAAUACCCCAUAUUCAUCACACUAUAAGUUUUCAAUUUACAUGAAUUACAUUUUUGUACAGUUAACGUUCCCAGAUGUAUUGAGGAGUUUGUCACAUCGAAAGUACAAUAUUUGGAUGAAAAUCUCAUUAUUUCAUGUGGCCUAAUACAUUCAUUACUGUAAACUAGCACAUUCAGUGGCAACAAGAUGUUCAUGACGAUCAUUCAAACAAGGCUCUCUAUCUUUGUUGCAGACAUAACAGCUUGUAAUGGAUGACGUGAUUUAUAGUCUUUUCGGAUCAUACAUUGGCUUUUUACCUGAAACUUGCAGUUUCAGUGAUGCUCUUGCUAAAUUUGUAAAAAGUACUGUUUAUAUAAUAUUGGUGAAGAUGCCAUUGAAGCUGUUUGAAUUGUGACCACAGUAUCUGCCAGUACCUCAAAUUUGUUAUCAAGCACCUGUUGGUGACCAGAAGUCACUACACAGACUUGAUUUAUCAGGGAUGUAUGACAGCUUGUACGAUCGAUCACAAUUGCAACAUUUCAUUUUUAAAACACUAAGACAUUUCUGUGGCUAGUUUCUCAUAUUUCUGAGAACCUCUUGUUAAGCUGUGAUCAUGAAUAAGGCUUUCUAGGAUAGAUGGUUGACAAUUAUUUUCUCUUUUUAUGUUCCCCUGCUUAAGCAUUGUUCAAUAUAACCGCUAUCCAGCAGUUAUUUUGUGUAAAUGUUCAGGUUCAGUCAGUAUUUAUUGACCCAUAAUUGUUGCUGAUGUGCAAGUGCUAAAUGAUCUGAAAGGUUAGAUCUCAAACUUAGAUUUGUGUUUUUUAUCAUUUAUGGGAACACAUUGCUAGCAUAUAACAUGUAUGUGUGCAGGGACAGUUGUUUAUGUUAGAAUAUUGGGAUAAUCUAUACUUUCCAAAAAUUUACUUUAUGUACAGAAUUAAAUACUUUUGGAUAAAUAUUACCAUGGUUUCUAACAAUUUUAUAGAAGUAUUAUAUACUGCUGGAAAGUGGUUUUUUUAAUUCAGAGUUGAUCCUUAAAAUGAAGGUUUUUGAUGUUUUAGAUGUGUAUGAAAUAUGUUUUUUGCACUUAAUGCAGUUUAAGCUGUUUUCAUAAUGUAAUCUGUGGUAUCUGAAAGUCCUUACCAGAAUCAGUAGGAAAGAUAUGGCUUCAUUGAACACUGUUCAGGGCACUUCUAAGAUUUUGAUGUUAAGUUCACAGGAGUUCUUUGUUGUACUUUGUCACUGAAAGGAAUCAGUGUAUGAAUUUCAAUAAAAUAUUCAUGACUUGUAUGAUGAUCAAAUCAUGUACAUUAUCAUUUAAUUAUGAUUUUUUUAUCAUGUUCAUAUUUUUUUUUAAAUUUGUUGGAUUUUUUUUGUCUCACAUUAUCACAGGGACACAAUAACAGUUAAUAGAGUAAAUCAUAGAGUAAAUCAGGGCCAUAUUCAGAAACCUGUGAUCGUGGGUUUGAACUCAAGUUUGUCCUGGUUAGGAUGCUUGGUUUGUUGGCACCAAGCAUGUUCUCAUGGGCUUUACUGAAGAGAACAAUGUCUGAGACCGGCAUCACUUCAGGGUUUCAAUGCCCAUCAAGCUGGUGCUCUGAUAUAACUGAAAUGUGGGGUAGCCUAGUGCUUAAAGCGUUCGCUGAAGACCCGGGUUCGAUUCCCUCUAUGGGUACAAUGUAUGAAGCCCAUUUGUGGUGUCCCCUGCUGUGAUAUUGCUGGAAUAUUGCUAAAAGUGGCGUAAAACCCAAAUCACUCACUGACUAAAAUGCUGUGAACAGCUGCAUGUCACACCUCAGCAACCUGCACCAGCCGUAAGAGGCAACAGGAUGGAUUGGGUGGUCAGGGUUGGGACUUGGUUGAAUGCAUGUCAUCAUUUUCCGAUGAAGUGCAAUGUUGCUCAUAAUAUCCAUCGCUGGUUCAUAUUCAGAUUUUGCAGGCUGCUAAAAUAUAGCUGGAAUAUUGCUGAGUGCAGCUUGAAACAAACAGAACAUUCAAACCAAGCAUUUAGUUGCAAUUAAUUAAACUUUGCUGGCUCAGUUCAGUGAUUGGGCAGUUCUUGUUAAUAUGCAUUGAUCAUCAUCAUUAUCAUCAUCAUCUGGCAUAGUUCUGUAUUGCACUGUGUGAACUGUACGCACCGGACGCCCUUCACGAGAGCAAUAGAUGAAGCUGUGUUUUGUAUUACAUUUCAUCCAGUUAUAUAUAUAUGUGUGAUCGUGAUUGUCAUAGCUGUACAUAAAUCUAGCUAUCCAGUGAAUUGAGCUUUCAUAAGCCAUACAAAGUAUCAAUAAAACCCAAAUUGUGUAAAAUGAA